This is a messenger RNA of Ahaetulla prasina, 1089 nucleotides long. RefSeq names its product transcription factor 15 (gene TCF15). The record is from RefSeq and is a predicted model, not a curated record. Gene Ontology annotation, biological process: developmental process; regulation of transcription by RNA polymerase II. Bases 96 to 650 code for a protein of 184 amino acids. The transcript is spliced from 2 exons. Gene Ontology annotation, molecular function: DNA-binding transcription factor activity, RNA polymerase II-specific; RNA polymerase II transcription regulatory region sequence-specific DNA binding; protein dimerization activity. NCBI's taxonomy places the organism in Eukaryota, Metazoa, Chordata, Lepidosauria, Squamata, Colubridae.
GCUUCGCUCGGGCUGCGUCCGCUCCGGUCCGGUCCUGCCCGUCCCCGACGCCCCUUUCCGCGGGGAGGGAGAGGAGGGGGUCCGUCCUAUCAGCCAUGGCUUUCACCGUCCUGGGUCCGGUGGCCGCCCACGUGCUGUACCCGGAGCUGAGCCUCCUGCCGUCGGAGGAGGACGAGGAAGAGGAGAACCGGAGCGAGAGCGACGCGUCGGAUCGCUCGUCGGGCUGCUGCGCGAGCCGUCGCAAGAGCGGGCACGGCCCGGUGGUGGUGGUCAAGCAGCGGCAGGCGGCCAACGCCCGCGAGCGGGACCGGACCCAGAGCGUCAACACGGCUUUCACCGCCUUGCGCACCCUCAUCCCCACCGAGCCGGUGGAUCGCAAGCUCUCCAAGAUCGAGACCCUCCGCCUGGCUUCCAGCUACAUCUCCCACCUGGCUAACGUGCUGCUCCUGGGCGAGGGUUGCCAGGACGGGCAGCCUUGCUUCCGAGCCCUCUGCGGAGCCAAGGGGGAAGGAGGGACGGCCGGACCGCCGCGCAGCAUCUGCACCUUCUGCCUGAGCAACCAGCGCAAAGGGGGAAGUCGGAGGGACCUUGCCGGGAGCAGCUGUUUGAAAGCCAGAGGUGGGAACCAGGUGAAGAUGCUACGGAGGUGAGGCCCGGGCGGCUGUCUGUCGGAGAAGGCCAGCCAAAGGGAGAUCCGGACCUCGGAUUUUGUCUUCCUGAGCGGGACAGUUGGGGGGGGGUGUCAUGGAAUAUGACGAUGCAGACGGGUACAAAGAGGGGCUCUGUGAUGCAGACUCAGAGGAGACCGAGCAGGAGGAAAGAUGCUGUUGAUUGCAACAAGGGCCCAGGGCUGCACUGGAGGGACUACAAAGCCGUGCCCCGGACCUCCAAGAGACCCUCCUCUGUUCCGGGGAGCAUGGAUGGAGCUUGAGGACCAAGGACAGGGAAGAAGGCCAGCCGUCUUCUGGAUUGUGUGUGUGUGCGGUCUCCAAUCUCUCUUCUGAAAGGACAAGUCUUGAAACUUCAGUUCCAGAUGUUACUUCGGCAACCUUCUCCAAAGCAAUUUCCCAAAUCUUCCAGCUGCUGAGU